This is a messenger RNA of Vicia faba (fava bean), 885 nucleotides long. The record is from the annotation of a GenBank genome assembly. NCBI's taxonomy places the organism in Eukaryota, Viridiplantae, Streptophyta, Magnoliopsida, Fabales, Fabaceae.
AUGUUUGAGAGUUGGAAGAAUGUUCCAGCAGAUACAAAAACAAAGUUUUAUGAAUCAAAGAUAAAGCGCCAUUUUCUUGUGGAUGAUGGGCGUGACAAAGAUUUUGUACUUGCUUCUGCUGCAAGGAAAUGGAAGGAUGCUCGACAUACAUUGUUUCACGAAUUUUAUAGAUGGGAUCUCCCUUUGGAGGAAAAUAUUCAAAAUUAUCCAAAAUGCAGAGGCAUUCCUGAAAAUGACUGGGUUGUUUAUGUUCAAUAUAGGCGGAAAGAAAAAACACAGAAAAUAUCCCAAAAAAAUUCCCAAAAUAGAGCAAAAUUGAAGGCUCCGCAUACACUCGGAUCUAAGUCGCUUGCAAGGAAGAAACAUGAGUUGGAAAUGAGAGAUGGACGAACAUACAGCAGAGGAGAAAUGUAUGCAGUUUCUCAUAAAAAGCCUAACGGGUCAUUUAUCAAUGAAGAUGCAUACAACAAUAAUAAAAAAUUACAAGCUGCAAUUAAGGAUUCUGUGUCUGAAAAUGAGGCAUUUCAGAAAGUAUUUGGAAAAGAAAAGCAUGGAUAUGUUCGUAGUAUGGGACUUGGAGUUACACCAUCUCAAAUUAAUAGAUCUACGAGAUCGACAUCUUCUUCUGCAGAAAGUGAACAAAUAAAGGAAAUGCAAGAAGAAAUUAAUGCACUUAAAGAAAAGAAUUCAAAAAUUGAUGAAUUAACACAGGCAAUCAUAUUCUUAACGCAAAGGGACAAGGCGAGGACAAAGGAAAUUGAACUCUUAAUGCAAAUGCAGAAUUUUAGUGGAAGACAGGGAUUGGAAUCACCCGCUGAUGGUAGACGUUCAUCUGAGUCUAGCUACCGUAUUGGAGAUAAUGGAACUUCAGGGGGGACAAAUUAG